Nestor notabilis (Kea) is the source of this 1199-nucleotide messenger RNA. RefSeq names its product pleckstrin homology domain containing, family A (phosphoinositide binding specific) member 3 (gene PLEKHA3). The annotation marks the transcript as partial. The transcript has 7 exons. The record is from RefSeq and is a predicted model, not a curated record. Gene Ontology annotation, biological process: retrograde transport, endosome to Golgi; receptor recycling; endosome organization. Gene Ontology annotation, cellular component: early endosome; trans-Golgi network; recycling endosome. Lineage: Eukaryota; Metazoa; Chordata; Aves; Psittaciformes; Psittacidae.
UAAUCAGACUAAACCUACUUUUCAUUGUUUGAUCUUGCUAGGUUGGCAGCCUCGGUGGUUUGUUUUAGACAAUGGGAUAUUGUCAUACUAUGAUUCACAGGAUGAUGUUUGCAAAGGCAGCAAAGGAAGUAUAAAGAUGGCUGUAUGUGAAAUUAAAGUUCAUGCAACAGACAACACAAGGAUGGAGCUAAUCAUCCCAGGGGAACAGCAUUUCUAUAUGAAAGCAGUUAAUGCAGCUGAAAGGCAAAGGUGGCUGGUAGCACUGGGGAGUGCAAAAGCCUGUUUAGCAGAUACCAGAACAAAAAAAGAAAAAGAAAUUAGUGAGACCAGUGAAUCUCUUAAAACCAAAAUGUCCGAACUUCGUCUCUACUGUGAUCUUUUAAUGCAGCAAGUUCACACAAUACAAGAAUUUAUUCACCAUGAUGAGACUCGCUCUCCUCCCAGCAUUGAGAACAUGAAUGAAGCCUCUUCCUUGCUUAGUGCCACAUGUAAUACGUUUAUCACAACGCUUGAAGAAUGCGUGAAGAUUGCAAAUGCCAAGUUUAAGCCAGAAAUGUUCCAGCUGCCUCACCCUGAUCCCUUAGUUUCUCCUGUGUCACCAUCACCUGUCCAAAUGAUGAAGCGUUCCAUUAGCCACCCUGGUCCUUGCUAUUCAGAAAGGAAUAAUCUCUCUGUAAAAGAACCAGCUUCAUCUGUUCACCGAUUUUCACAGCAGCGCAGAAGAACAUACUCGGAUACAGAAUCUUACAGUGAUACUCCCUUUGAAGAUUCUCAGAGAUCUGCUCACUGUUCUAGAAGUGCUGUUAAUGGAGAUUUGGUAUCAUCAACCAUUCCUGAAGAAAAUAGAUCAGUAUCAAAGGAAAGAUCUGAGCUGGAAGAGACUUUUUCAACCUUUUCUUCCUGAAGAAACUGAAAGUACUCAAUUUUCGAUAAAUAAUGCUAUGCAAAAGCUGCUGUAAUUAUCCUGUUGUUAUAGGAAGUAGUCAUUUCCCUUUUUAGAAGGAUUUCUCUGCACUUUAUAGAAUAACAUAAAAACUAUCUUUGAAGUGUAUUUUAUCUUUAUAUAGUUUAUUUGCAAGAGUAUUUUCCUAAUAUUUCACAGGUUGAGUGUGCAUUUUUUGGAACAAAUGGUGGCUUAACAGAUAAGCAUCCACAUUUGUAAAUGUAGCUCUUUUUAAAAAGUGUGAAAGUCUGACUGA